Diaporthe amygdali is the source of this 1632-nucleotide messenger RNA. RefSeq lists its product as uncharacterized. The record is from RefSeq and is a predicted model, not a curated record. The coding region runs from base 1 to 1632 and encodes 543 amino acids. NCBI's taxonomy places the organism in Eukaryota, Fungi, Ascomycota, Sordariomycetes, Diaporthales, Diaporthaceae. The transcript is spliced from 4 exons. Gene Ontology annotation, molecular function: iron ion binding; heme binding; monooxygenase activity.
AUGAUGUUUCUCCUAGAGUCCCACCUGAACGUUGUCGCUACCGACGUCGUUCCAUUGCUUCUUUUGUUCGCUUCCGUCAGCGUCCUCGCGAUCGUCGUAUAUCGACUUCAUUUCCAUCCGCUUUCAAGAUACCCCGGCCCAUUCUGGGCCCGCAUCACAUCAUUUCCUUCGUACUGGCAUACUCUCAGACAAGAUCGACACAUUUGGCUUUGGCGUCUGCAAGAGGAGUACGGCCCAUCAUUUCGAUACCGCCCUGACAGCGUCCUCGUCAACACCCCCUCAGCAUAUGCCCACAUCUUCGGGCCCAAGGGGAACGUGAAGAAAGGAUUAUACUACCAAGUGUGGCCUCGCCACGCCAAAGCCAUAACAACAUGGAAUAGCAUCGAUUCCGCCACUCACAGCCGCAAGCGGCGCGUGCUGAACUAUGCCUUCUCGUCGAAGGCACUCCGCUCCGCAGAGCCGUUCGUGCUGUCCAACACGAACAGAUGGUGCGAGCUGCUUGACCAGGAGGUCAGCGCUGGCGGAGAGUGGUCCGGAUCCGUCAACAUGACUGACUGGGUCAACUACCUCGUCUUUGAUAUCCUGGGCGACCUGUGCUUCGGCAAGUCUUUCAACAUGAAAGAACCAAACGGGCCCAUGAAGGAAGCACCAGAUCUGAUGGCGGACAUGGUGAAGCUCAUUCAUCCGAUUGCCUUCGCGCCUUUCACCUCGUUCUGGGUCUGGCUGAAGCCAAGAGGCCUGGACUCGCUCCUCGCCGUGGCCACCCCUCCACCUGUGAAGAAAUGGGGCGACUUCGUGACUAAGUGCCUCUCCGACCGCACGCAGGCGGAACAGGAAGCGCAGAGGCGACUGGUCAACGAUCCGGACUUCGAAGUGCGAAAAGACUUCUUCCACUAUCUAUUCCACGCGCAGGACCCGCAGACGGGAAGAGGCUUCCCCAUGGAAGAGCUGUGGGGCGAAGCAGAGUCCCUAAUCAUUGCAGGCUCGGACACUACGGCGAUCGUACUCACGGCCAUGUUCUUCUACCUGGCGCGGAAGCCCGAGAUUCAGGCCAAGCUCGCCGAGGAAGUCCAGUCCGCAUUCCACAGCUUCGACGACAUAUCAGCAGGCCCAAUACUCUACGGAUGCCAGUACCUGAAAGCUUUCAUCCAGGAGUCCCUACGCAUGGCACCGCCCGUCGGCGCCGAGCUGGAGCGCGAGGUUCUCAAGGGCGGCACAAUCGUCGACGGCGAGUUCAUCCCCGAGGGAAUGAACGUCAGCAUCGGCCACUAUUGCAUGAGCUACAACAAAGACAUCUUCCCCGAGCCGCUGGCCUUCCGGCCCGAGCGGUGGAUUGUGAGCGAGAAGGUCCCGGCCGAGAGCGUUGCGCUGGCCGAGAGCGCGUUUUGCGCCUUCUCCACGGGAAACAGAGGCUGCCCGGGAAAGAACCUGGGGUGGCUUGAGAUGAUGAUCGUGAUGGCAAAGAUCAUUUACAAGUUCGAGGUGCGGAGGGAUUUUGCCAACAAUCUCGGGGGCGGUAGUCCUGAGGGCAGGGUCGGACGCCAGAAUGUGGACCAGUAUCAGACGUACGACGCGUUCGUGUCUCUGAGGGAUGGUCCGAUGGUGCAGUUCAAACGAAGGCAGCUGGUCUGA